CCGCGCCGUGCGCGCUCGUCCGCGGCGGCGCUUUGGGGUGCUUACGGUAAGGUGGUGGACCCGCAGUGUCCGCUGAAGGAUCAGGUGAUCCACGAACUACGAAGCGACGGCUGACUGAGGAAAAUGCAAAAUGACAUCUAGCAAAUGUCGGAGCGGACUUCAUUCACACGUCGGGCUCAGAUUCGGAUUGAAACCGCGCGGCGGAGACGCCAAUGACGCGAUGGCUCGUUAGGGCUGACUGCGCAUCUGCGAUCCUUUUGAUUUUUUAAUUUAUGAGAAAUCCCACUGACGGGCAGAUCUUGGUUUCAUCAUGGGGCUGUGCUACAGUCUGCGCCCCCGGCUCUUCGGGGAUCUGAGCGGCUCCAUCUCCAACGCCACAUCGGACUCGGACCAGCCUCCCGACGCCGCCGCGCCGACUCGCGCCGGGGGAUCGCGCCAGGAGGACACCGGGGGAUGCGGGGAGACUUCGUCGCUACGCGGCGGCGGGGGCCUGGUGCGCCCCGGGGACUCUGCCAGGCUCUCGGCUGGGGAGCACCGUCGUGGAGACUCCGGCACCGACGGUGUUCUCAUCCAGAAUGGGGGCGGCGGCGGCACCGGGAAAGGCGCAGGAAAGGACCGCGGCCGCCGCUUGCAGCUGCUACAGAAAACCAGCACCCAAAAGCAGAAAAACUGGGACAAACUGCUGGUGGAGGAGAAGGAGGCCGAGAAGGAGGCGAAGAAAGUCAGUAAGAACAUUGACCGGGUGCUGAGGGAGCUCAAACGGGAGUACAAACAGACGCACCGGCUGCUGCUGCUCGGUGCGGGAGAGUCCGGAAAAAGCACCAUUGUGAAGCAGAUGAAGAUCCUACACGUCAACGGCUUCAACGCUGAAGAAAAGAAACAGAAAGUCCAGGACAUUCGGAAAAACGUCAAGGAUGCCAUAGUGACAAUUGUGUCUGCGAUGAGCACUUUAAUACCCCCAGUCCCGCUAGCCAAUCCAGAGAACCAGUUCAGAAUUGAAUACAUCAAAAGCAUAGCACCACUCUCAGACUUCGACUACCCACAGGAGUUCUUCGACCACGCAAAGAAGUUAUGGGACGAUGAAGGAGUUAAAGCUUGCUUCGAGAGGUCCAAUGAAUACCAGCUCAUUGAUUGCGCACAAUAUUUCCUGGACAGAAUCGACUCUGUAAGACAAGGCGACUACACACCAACAGACCAGGACCUGCUCCGCUGCAGAGUGUUAACUUCAGGGAUUUUUGAGACGAGGUUCCAAGUAGACAAAGUGAACUUUCACAUGUUUGAUGUUGGUGGCCAGAGAGAUGAAAGGAGAAAAUGGAUCCAGUGCUUUAACGAUGUCACUGCUAUCAUCUUCGUGGUGGCCAGCAGCAGCUACAACAUGGUAAUAAGGGAAGACAACAACACCAACCGGCUACGGGAAGCCCUGGACCUUUUUCGCAGUAUUUGGAACAACAGAUGGUUACGCACUAUAUCAGUGAUUUUGUUCCUGAACAAGCAGGACAUGCUUGCUGAGAAAGUAUUAGCUGGAAAAUCCAAAAUUGAAGACUACUUUCCUGAAUACUCUCGCUACACCAUACCAAAUGAAGCAACUCCUGAACCUGGUGAAGAUCCCCGAGUCACAAGAGCCAAGUUCUUCAUUAGAGACGAGUUCCUUCGCAUCAGCACUGCGAGCAAUGACGGCAGGCACUACUGCUACCCCCACUUCACCUGCGCUGUGGACACGGAGAACAUCCGGCGGGUGUUCAACGACUGCCGGGACAUCAUCCAGAGAAUGCACCUGCGGCAGUACGAACUCUUGUGAUGGAUGGGAGUCGGUCUCUGUCAGCUCCUGUGCUUCUUCUCCACCGUUCUGCACCCUUGACAAACCUUUUCUCCUCUUCCUCGGCCCUGACUUCUCACCCCACAUCUCUGAAAAGACCCCCUCCCUCCCCGUCAAUGACUAUGAAGUACUACUGAAGUGUGUCAAAUCCUCUUCUUUUUAAAUUUUUUGCUUUUUGUACUUUUUUUUCGGAUUUGUCCCCAUUUCUCCGACAUAGACGGAAGGUUGGGGAGCAAAGUUGUGUGCUGUUCCUUUUUCUUUGAAACUUUCCUUUUGAAUGCCUUGAUUUUUGUCAUUCCACUAAGCCUUGGGAUACCUCCUCAUUUUGGUUCUGGUUUUUGGCUCUCUGUGUGCUUUCCUUUUUGCGGUUGGACCUGGACCGGUCAGCGUAGACUCGGAAACCGGACCUCGGUAGAGGCCGUGAGGGUGACUGCGGCUGUGUGGGAUGCCCAGCAGAGGAACGCCAUGUGAGCAUCGCCUGUGUGCUCAACCCCCCCUCCCUCGGUUUUUUUUUUGGCCCGGUCCCCCCUCCCGUCCUCCCUGCUGUUUUCUCUGCGCUGAAGAGGAGCGGCCGGAGACAAACCGAACGGAUGAAGAUUUGAAAAAUGCACUUUGCAUCAGGUUCCUUAAAAACUUUUUUUCUUCUACAUUUUAGGUUUUUGCUGUUUUUUUUUGUUUUUUUUCCAGAGGACGCAUAGACACAAUGUAGCAUCGCGAUAUUUAUUACCCUGUAACAACGUUAGCUUGCUGAGCUGUGGGGCGGACCGAGCAGCCGAGAGGCGUGUGAAGCGGGAGAUUAUAACCGGGAGGGGCCAGGACGCCACUCUGACAUGAAGACAGACCUAAAUGAAGGAAAAGGGACUGAGCUCUCUGCACCUUAGCCCUGCUGCCUCCAUGGACUCCAACCUGCAACCUUUUUCCACACAGACCAUCCUUCAGCUUAAAGAUCCAGAUGGGGAGAGGAGAGGAGAGGAGAGGAGAGGGGGGGACGGGCCUGGAGAGAGAAAUGUAUUGUCUUUUGUUGGGUUUCUGUUUUUGUUCACUUGUACACUGUGCAAGGCUGAAUUAUCCUGUACAGACUGUAAAAUGUAAUAUUAUUUUGUACAACUUAAUUGAAAGAAAAACAAAUCUACUUGUAGAUCUUUGUGCCUUGAUUAUGGCUGUACCUGUAAAUGAGCUCAGAUGUAAGUAUGUUUUCGACUGCGCUGUACAGCUUGAUGUCAAACUCUAUCAGCAGCAAAAGACUGCAGGUAGAGGACUUUCUCUGUAGAGUUUAGUUUUUUUUCUGGUUUAUAAAAAAAGAAAUGUUAAGUAAAAAAUAAAAAAAUAGGGGAAAAAAAGUCCUAAAAACCUGUAUACAUUAUGCAAAUUAACCACUUACCUGCAGUGAAGACCAGAUGUUGCAGCGCCAUGCCUUUUUGGUUUUGUUUUCUCCUUUUAUGAUAUAUAUAAAUAUAUAUAUAUAUAUUUUUGAAUUUCACAGCUUUAAACAUUGGAAAUCCAUUGAAAGUGUCCAAAUUGCAACCUGGUGUUGUUUUAAUAGGAACCAACUUUUCUUUCUUUCUUUCAGUUUUGUUUCUCUUUUAUUUUGUUUUCCAAUAUGAUGUGUGUCUGAGAUGUGUACUGCUGUGCGUGCCUGUGCGCAUGUGUACAUAAAACAUAGACUCACUGACGCAUUUUGUGUGCGUGCGCGUAUGUGAGGGAGAGUGCGUGUCAAAUUUUAUAAAUGUAUGUACAUGUAAAUUUAUAGGUCUAUAUAAAUAUAUAUGUACAAUUAUACAUGUUUAAUUAUGUGUGUGCCUAGGUGUACAUACCUAUGUAUGUAUACGGUAAAUAUGUAUACAUACACACAUAGGAAAGCAUGUUUAGAAUGGAGAUGAAUAAAUGAGAGCGUGCAAUAUUAGUAAUUCUGUGGUCCUUUGGAGCCAUACCUGAUGGCACAGGCACUAUGAAUGUGUGAGCAGCACCCAACAAGACGAGCUCUUCUCCUUGUACAAACAGCAUCAGCCUUUUCUUCUGCUACCGUACACGUCUAUCCCUGAAAGAGAGUGAACUGACUGGAGGUGCAAACACCUUGUUUGGCCUGGGAAAGAUGAUUAAAUAACGUCUUUAUUUUCUUUAAAUAAAGAGGCACAUUAGAGGAUUUUUUGCUUUA
This is a messenger RNA of Oryzias latipes (Japanese medaka), 3971 nucleotides long. RefSeq names its product guanine nucleotide binding protein (G protein), alpha activating activity polypeptide, olfactory type 2 (gene gnal2). The record is from RefSeq and is a predicted model, not a curated record. Gene Ontology annotation, molecular function: GTP binding; G protein-coupled receptor binding; GTPase activity. NCBI's taxonomy places the organism in Eukaryota, Metazoa, Chordata, Actinopteri, Beloniformes, Adrianichthyidae. Gene Ontology annotation, cellular component: heterotrimeric G-protein complex; cytoplasm. Gene Ontology annotation, biological process: sensory perception of chemical stimulus; adenylate cyclase-activating dopamine receptor signaling pathway.